AUGCCAACGAGAGCUGAGGGUGUAGAGCAAAAUAGUUCUAAGCUUCAGUUAAACUUCUUUAGGUAAGAUCUUAUUUACUUUUCCUUUCUUAAUAUUCCAAAAACAAGAAACUAAUACUAUAUGACAGUGUACUGUUUCAGUAUAGUGGUAUAUUAUCUAGUUUAACAUAGCAAUGAACCAAGUUAACAAUUGUGGUUGAAAAAUUUAAGAUUACUGUUUUUGUUUGUUUCUUGGGAUGUGGGUUUUUGUUUUUGCUAUUAUAUUUUCAUUUAUUUUAACUUCAGCUGCUUAACCUAUCUUUCCCCCUGCUGGAAUCUAGCUUUAUGCACCAUGGACAAGCAAUAGACCUGCUGAGCAAAUGAACCAGCCAAGUGUCCAUUAAAACUUUGCAAGGGUCCCAUCCCUGCUAUGGUUAGUUAAAAUGGUAUGUUGCAGCUCACUUACAUGGUACAAUUUCAUGUUUUUAUCCUUCAAUUUUUUAAAAAAUAAACACUUUAAAGGAAAAUGGUGAACUCUUAGGUAUUCAGAGCAGCUGAAGUCUUAUUGUUAUGAAAAUUGUCUACUGUGUUGUCUGAAGAUACUUAUUAUAGAACUUAAAAUGUAGGAAUAAUUUUACUCAUUGGUUUAUAGCACCCAUUCUUGCGUGAUAGUUGUAUACAAGAAAAUAAUACAUGAGGUGGAAUUUUUAUGACUUGCUAAAUGAAUUGGCUAGGAUGCUAAUUUGUUUUUCUUGCAUAUUUGUUGAAGAUGUGUUAAAUGUCAGGUUCCUUUGCCAUUGUUUGCUAUGUAUUGUUGCAAUUUAAAGAGUAGCAUAUUGUUUAAUUCUGCGAUUGUAGUCAUAGGCAUACCAGCCACAGCUUUUUCAGUGCAAAUAUUUGUCUUUUAAAGUUUGUCUCUGGUACAAUCUGUACACUAAGAGGUCUUGACUUGCCUCAUCUGGAUUAUAGCCAUUUGCUGAAGUUUUCCUGUAGGUGAUACAAAGAAGCAUACAUGAUAAACUUCUUCAGAUACUUUCUUUUUCUUUGGCAGGAAGGUGCCAGCUGCAGGUAA
Messenger RNA from Podarcis lilfordi (Lilford's wall lizard), 1050 nucleotides. The record is from the annotation of a GenBank genome assembly. Lineage: Eukaryota; Metazoa; Chordata; Lepidosauria; Squamata; Lacertidae.